Molecule: messenger RNA, 354 nt
Organism: Fusarium odoratissimum NRRL 54006
Lineage: Eukaryota; Fungi; Ascomycota; Sordariomycetes; Hypocreales; Nectriaceae
Exons: 1
Coding region: 1-354 (117 amino acids)
Source: RefSeq, a predicted model, not a curated record
AUGGAGGAUGACAUCCCUGAAGGCUACAGGCCAGACCCUCCAGGCAACAUCGAAGCGAUGUGGCACAAAAGCCAUACCCCGAUUUUAGAUCUUUUCCCCUAUCCAAAUAACAAAAGCCCUAUCAUUCCAUCAACAUCAGAUCUAGACGAAGACUGGCUUCUCGCGGCCUCCAGCAGAGUACGCAUCUUCAUGAGCCUCAGCAGCAGCCCCAACAUCCGGGAAUACAAGGACGAACACAUCCAAUUCUUCUUCUGGACUGCUCUUGACCGCUCAAACCGUCGCUACAAAGAUAUCCACGCUCCCAACGCACGACUCUGGGAAUUCCACGACAUGCACGGUAUGCUGGCCUGGUAG